AUAAAUUCAUUUUAUUCUUUUAAUUGGACAAAAUGAUAUAUACAUGUAUUUUUUUCACAUUUCAUAUGAAGAUGUUUAUCUUAAUUACUUUAUUUUUACUCUCUUAAAACACAUUCUACGACAAUCUAUUCAAACAACUUUGCCAUUAAUGCCCAGUUUUUGCAGAAGGUGUUUGAUGGCCCAAUUAUCUCAGGUAAAUUUUAGGAUAGGGGCGAUUUAAAUCUUAUUUUCUGUUAAAGAUAAGUAUCGUACGGCGGUAUACCUCCGUCUGUCCCCAAACCCACAACAUGCAACUAAUUCACCCUCCCGUGACCGGGCUUUGUCAGAGAAAGGAAACCCGGAGGAUGACACGUUGAGGUUGCCGGGGGAUUUUACAUAAUGUUAAAAAGUUAAUCAAUUGAUUAUUUCAAUAAGGUGUAUAGAUGCCAAACGAUAACUCAAAUAGAUUCCUGCACUCUAAAUCUUUAAAUCAAAUAAAGGCUCCUUCAGACAAGCGGAACUCGUGUUUGCUUUCAAAGUGUCCUAUGCGAACCUUAACAAUUUGUAUUGACACUCGUUUAAAAUAUAUAUAUUUACGUAUGAAGCCGAGAUCUAUUGGGCUUUAUUCGUUACCUUGAUGAUCAAGACGACCCGUGAAGUCAUUUGCAUAAGUCAUUUUGGUCGCAGAAAGAAAAUUUAUCUAGUGGAAGUUUAUUUAUAUUAAUUGGUGUACAACAGGGCCAGAUUCUCAGUCGGCGGCAUAUUAAGGCGAGCAGUCGUCUGUCACCAUAUAAAAACACAAGUCGUGAAAAGAACACCGGGUCUGAUGGACUCUCAUUAUUCAUGAAGCUGCAAUGGAUAUUAUAAAACUCUUUUCUUAAAUCCACUUCAACACACAACAGCGGACCCAGACGCUCAGCAAGGCAACUUGUCCAAUGGAAGACAGAAAGAGAGCGAGUCUGGGUGGUUUUUGUGUGGUGUAGAAUUACUGAUCUGGAUCGCCAUUCAAGACCUGACGAGGACAAAGGAUAAGGGAAUCGAUCAUAAGGCACAUUCAAUGGACACUGUUAACGAAUCAUGUAAAAGACUAACGAGGGAUUACGUGUUUAUAGAUAAAAUGAUGAGGCAUGCAUUUAGAAAACUUUUGAAAAAUGUUUGCUCAAGAUUAUUGUGAACUUGAAAUUCGGGUUCUUUUGGACAACAGGAGAAUGUCGCUUCUGAAUAUUUGUUCCUAAUUCUGGAAUCUGGGCGAGUGUACGAGUACUUGAUGAUUUAAAUAACAGAAAAUACCGGGAGCUUAUCUGAGUGCUACAUAAAAUGAUUUCUUUGGACAUCUGUAACUCAGUGGAGGAGCAAACAGGUGAGGCGUCUGAAGUAAACUUUUAAACCUUUGAAGAAUUCAAUGAACGUUGUACCUAACAUAUUGGAUAAUAUACCGGCAUAUUGUAUCGUGACAGUGAUGGAUAUUUGAUCUGGUUGUCGGGCAUGUGGAAUCCACAAUAAUUUUGUGUUGGUUUCCUACAGUCGCCAAAUUACUAUUUUCGGUUUUUAAAUUUCAUUCGAUACGUUUUGAAUACACCGGCAUUGGUAGUAACUAUACUAACCAUUGAAUUCCAAUAAAAGUUAGGGUGUAGGUUUCCUCGUUGCAGUGGAUAAUCAUAACAAGUGAUGUAUUCUCGAAAGGAUUCACCAAAAUACAGUGCAGCCUCUGGACAUGCAACGUACAAGAAUGUACAACAACUGGCUCAGGAAUACAGAUCUUUAUCUUCCUCUAAGGACAAUGUGGGCAGUGGUAGAUCUAGAGGCAGAGAAAGUAGUUCCAAUUCCGGCAAUAGACUUUUACAUGAUAAACGAUUCCCAGUGUCUGACUCGAGAACAGAGGGGGGUCACCAAAGACCCAACCCAGGUAGAACGUACAAGCAACGUAGUCAUGGAGAGGAUCUUUAUGAAAAUGCAAGAUUUUACAAACAACAAGCAAUAUAUAAUUGGAUGAAUUCCUCCGAACAGGCAUUUGAGCGCCCAACGCAGGGAAGAUCCAGUGGAAGUUUCAAAGGUUCAUCUCUUGUGACAACAUUAAUUGCCCAAAAUCCCGUCAGGUUCAAAAAUCGUACUGCUGCUUUGCAAUUUGCUCAGGAUCUAUUUCGCAAAGGUACCAUAAAAAGUGUUCAUGGUGCCCGUUUUUUCGAGGAUUCUGAGCUUUUGUAUGUUUGGCAGGAUGAGAACCACCAACAAGAAAGGUCCGCACGAAGCAUGACGUCAUCAGAUCCUACAUCUCACGGUUUUUCCAGAAACAACGUUGACACCAAUUCCACAGAAGCUGAAACAAAGCAAAAAUCGUUUAUAAAUGAUUUCUUUAGGGAGCUCGAGGAAGAUUUUCCGGACACUAAAAAUUCUACAGAUGUAGAUAGAUCAGGGCACUAUGCGUCACUGACCCCGUGGGCCAUACAAAGGGCCAGCACCGCGUCCAGUGAUAGUUCUGCGGACACCAUAUCCCAUAGUUAUUCUAAAUAUAAGAACGCGUCAUUAAGGACAGCUGCUCCAUUUUCAAUGGCUACCUCACGAGACCACGAAGUUAUUCCGGAGGAAACAUCAAUAGAAAGAGCCGAAGGGCAUUCCUUGGAACUGGAACUUGAUCGCAGUUUGCAAAGAAUAGGCGAACCUUCGGCUACACGAAGAUGGCCGGAUCCUCAAUACAGUUAUUCCGAUAACGAAAAACAACUGAUAGAAGAAAUGAAACGGAUGAAGAGGGACCAUACGGAGAUUGUGAAAUCGUAUGAAGACAGGGUAUCAAAGCUAAUGACUAAGAUGGGAGAGCUACGAAGUAUUGCUGAAAUGCUUGAAAACUCAGGAACAAAGCCGAAUUCAUAUGGAGUUCUACAGAAAUCCACCUUACUUAAUCUUAUUGAUACCAAAUUAGAUCAGGAUAGAAAGCAACCAGAGAGCACAUUGGCCUACAGUUUAGAGCUACCUCCACCCCUGCCUCCUCGACCAGGGAGGGGGAAUGUCGUGUACCCCAACAAACCUCUCAUAAGACCUUCUGUGAAGAUGAAGGACUUGGACUGGAAUAGGAUUAUUCUUCAGCGCGCAGGCGAUGAUGCGGAUAGAAACGCUACAAGUAAUACAAUAUGGCACAGUAUGCUAGAACCUAAAAUUGACAACGAGGAGGUUGAAAGGUUGUUUCGACAACAAGAAGGUACUAAUAUGGACGGAAUGACCUUGUAUAGUGACGUCAUUUCACAGCGCGGAAAAACGAAACACCAAUUAGUUACCAUUCUCGAGAGGGAGAAAUCAGGUCGGCUUGCCUUCACCAUGAAAGCACUACCUCAUCCAAUGGCCAAGCUGUCACAGGCAAUAGCGACAUUAGAAAUAUUCCCUAUAAAUACAGACAGGUUUGCCGAACUGAUGGAGCUAUUUGGGGCUAGUACUGACGUUGACAAAAUCAAUGCCUACGUCAAAAGAAAGGGUCCAGGAAAUUUAGAUCAUCCAGAAUAUCUUCUAUAUGAAUUAUCCAAAAUGGAACAUUUCCGAGAACGUGUGGACUUCUUACGUUUCCGGUACAGAGCUCAAUGGCAGCUCUUUGAAAUGGAUCAGCAGCUCCGGGAAUUACAGACUGCCUGUGACGAAAUCACCAACAGCCUCUCCCUGAAGAAUCUCUUAGAAACCCUCCUGGCCGUUGGAAACUACCUCAAUGGAUCAUCACAGAACGGACAGGCUGAUGGUUUUAGCAUCAACAUCCUUAACAAACUUAAAGAUAUUAAAGACAUUGAUGACAAGGGUAACUUACUGGAGUUUAUUAUGAAGAUGUACUGCCAGUUUUAUGAAGUAGAAAUCGAUAUUGGAUGUCCCACUCGAUUCCGACUUCCAGAACCUUCUAACAUGAGGCAUGCCGCCCAGGUGUCCUUUGACAGCAUACAUGAAUCUUUGGCCACACUUCAUGCGGAACUCCGGUCAUUUCAAGACAAGAUCCUGGAAAAGCUGACAAAAACAGAAUCAUCCCAUUCGGUCACCAGUUUCAGAACAACUGCUGAGCAUUUCUUUACUUCAGCACAAGAGGUGAUGACAGAAGCAGACACUCAUCUUAGGGAAACAAAGGAAGUGUUCGAAAAUACAAAACUAUAUUUUAUGUACGACAGUCCCCAGUGUACUCCACAAGAUUUUUUCCAAAUCUGGGCUGUGUUUCUUCAUGACUGCAAAUACUAUUGGAAGCUUGCUCACAGAAAGAUAGCAAAAGACAGAUUUGAAUUUGAAUUUAAAUACAAAGGCCAAAUGUCAGUCAACUCAGCUCAUGGGUAUGAUAGCUUCCGAGCAAGUAUGCUUAGACGACUGACAACAUUACAUCGGACGAUCCCAGACAGGCCCUCCUCAGUAAAUCAAAAUUUGAAACCCCAGCUCAAUAACUGGACUGACACUGUAGAUGCGAAAACUCCACAGGAUGUUUCUGAAAAAAGCAGCUUAACUGUUAAGAAACCAGAUCUAGACCUAACAUCGUCUUCCUCACCAAAACUCCUGACAUCUGAACCACCUGCAAGUCUUCACAAACCACAGCCAUUGAUGAAUGGCCACCAAGAGGUUCCACAUUUACAAAGUUCGUCAAAUUAUGAAAACCAUGAAGAUGUAGAGAAUAUUGGGUUAGGUUCUCAGCCUGAUAUCGGUACUGAUUCUAUUGACGAUAGACCGCCUAUGCCACUGCCUUGUCAGGAAUCUGGUGAUCAAAAACAGGCAGACAAACAAGGGACAUUUUCUAUUAAAACAUGGUUAAAACGGGAGCCAGGUCGACCACAAAGAAGUACUGAAAAUAAAGUAUUGGGUGAUUUCCGAGCUGUCGAAACAACUGAACCACAACCAAAACGACCUUCCUCAAGUACCACAUUUAGCAAACUACGUAGCAACUUUGUUCAAAAGAUCACUGGUUCUAGCAACAACACCCCAAAGAGACCUAAUCAGCUCAGUGUUCAUAACCAUCAAAAUCCAGAGGUCUCUGAAUCUUGUUCUAGACCUCUGGAGGUAUCCCCCUCAUUUACCCCAUUAAAAAUAACCACAGACUUUGAAAACAUUGAUCCGUACAUGACAAGUUUGGGUCGUGACGAUCGACAAAACACGGAAAUUUCCAACAGUGGUGCACGGAAUUAUCCAUAUACAAGUUCCGCUGAUAGGCGAAAUUUCGAUCAUCGGUUGGCGGUGGGUCGGCGCGGGAAACACACGGGAAGAAAUGGGUCAGAUAUUUCCACAGAGUAUGCAGGAUUGUACCACACACCUCCAUUUUCAAAUACUGUUUCUGUUGACAGAGAUGGGUAUGCGUCACCAAAUGUGAUAGGUCCAUUUAACAAGAGUGAUAUUAAUAAUAAUGAGAAACAUAUCAAUAAUGAGAGUGAGAUUGACAGAGACAGAGGUGUUCAUGUACUUUCUAGAGCUCCUUUAUCUCACACUGACCAUCACAAUCUGUCAUUCCAAUCUAGAGACAAUGUGCCUGCAGCAAAAUUGAUUUCAGGCAACAUGCCAAAUUAUAAAUCAAAAAGUAAUCCUAGACAAGUACGACUUGAUGUGUCGUCUGCAAUGAAAUACCAAGCAGAAAUAGGAUCACAACAACUUACGGAAAUGUCACCUUCAGAUAUGUCACACACGGACUUGAAAGUUCCAAUGCGAGAGCACAGACCUCCUCCUCCAAUAGAUAACAGUCCAGCUCAAACAGAAACGAAAAAAGAGUCUUCUUGGAGAAAGGAUCUAAGUAAAUUAUACAACGAGUCUCCACCAUCCACAAAACCUAGCGAGGAGAAACCGGUAAAAAUCACGUUGGGUCGGGCCCAUCAGCGGCAACAAAAGGCAGCUCAGCAACAGCAGCAGCAGCAGCAACAGCAAAACAACCUUAAGCCAAUUGCUGGAAAUAUAGGAAGCAGCGCCAUUAAAAGAGAUAUUCCACCCCAAAAACCACCUAGAACUCCACAAAUGCAGCGAUCCCAAUGCCAUAUGGAUUUAUCCCAAACAAACGAAGAUCAGGAAAAACCAGUCGUUCCUGAGCGGAGUCGUGCACAACAUCAUGCCAUUACAUCACUUAUCAGCCGCUUUGAAAAGAACACUCCCUCGAAUGAUCCUUCCUCGGUCAAUCGAAAUUUAAACAAAAAUAAAAAAUUAGCAAUGACCUCAACUCCACUGACAGAAAGCAAACAAUUCACGGAGGAAGAAGAUCCUCCGCCACUUCCCCCUAGAUUUGAUUAUCAGUACCCAGACGGUAGAUUACAAUAUACUUCAAACUCCAACGAAUCAACCCUAGUCAAGACGCCAGUCAAUAGCCAGUUAGACAAUAAACAGUCACAAAGUGUACCAAAUUAUCUACAUUCAAAACUCUCAACUCGUUUUGAUGGGCAUUUUAGUGAUACUAAAGCUUCCCUACCAAAACCUGUUCAUUCUCGGGAAAGCACUGGUCUAAGUGAUGUAGAGGGAUAUACAGAUCAACUACGCAAAGCCGCCAGUAGCUCUGUGUUUGACAGGUACAAGCAGCACAGACUUCAGGCUCAUUUUGACAAUGACUCUAAACCAACCGUUGAAACGGCCCGUAGAAAUUUAAAUCUGGUUUAUGAUAGACAAAGUGGUUCAAAUGCAAAUUACAAUACGCACCAACCAGUGGCUUCACAUUCUACCUCCUUGCAAAAUAAUACACCACAAUUUACCAAAGUCAAUCACAAUCACGUGACGCCGUCUACUUCCUCUUAUGGCCAAAGAAAUGCUUGGAGGGAGGAAGGCUCAACAGCCGUAGUUAAACCCUCAAUGAUACAAGGGGCGGUUAUGGACUUUUAGUGCGCUUGUGUUUUUACAUUUUAAAAAUAUUCCAACAUUUACUAUGACAGGGUCCUUACAAAUCUUUACGAUUAUCCUAUUGUAGAACAUGUGCAACCAAAUAUUGUAUUAUAUUGUAUUUUGUAUUCAAAGUGUUUACUUUUUACAAAUUAUAUUUCUGAUAGAUAUUUGAUGUCAGAUCUGAUAUUUUAUA
Molecule: messenger RNA, 6964 nt
Organism: Saccostrea cuccullata (small rock oyster)
Lineage: Eukaryota; Metazoa; Mollusca; Bivalvia; Ostreida; Ostreidae
Exons: 16
Coding region: 1648-6771 (1707 amino acids)
Biological process (GO): cortical actin cytoskeleton organization; intracellular signal transduction
Cellular component (GO): cytoskeleton; cytoplasm
Molecular function (GO): actin filament binding
Source: RefSeq, a predicted model, not a curated record